CUGGUCGCUCCUUAUUCUGACCACAUCACCCUCUUCGAUUUUAUUUCUUUGUUUACCAGUUCCUCCCUGCUCCUUUCUGUUCCUUUCUGCUUCUGGCGGUCAAUCCACUAUCCAUCAUCCUUCAUUCAUUGUCUUGUGUUGUACUGUAUAUACAUCACCCCAAUCAUCUCUUACUAUCACCAGCUCCUGCCUCUCAACAUCCAACCACAAACCCCUUUUAUCUUUAUUCUCUCCCAAUCACCUCAAACCCCCCACAUAUCCCCCUCAGACUUUCUUUCGACAUGGCUGCUCGACCUGAUAUCCGUCUCGAUGGCAAGGUUGCCUUGAUCACCGGUGCAGGCCGUGGCCUUGGUUCUGGCCUCGCUAAGAUCCUGUCUGAGCGAGGUGCUGCCGUCGUCAUCAACUACGCUUCAUCUGCUAAGCCCGCCUUGGCCACUGUUGCUGAGAUUGAAAAGUCUGGCGGUCGUGCCGUGGCUAUCCAGGCCAACGUUUCAAAGGUCCCCGAAGUCACCAAGCUCUUCGAAGAGGCCAUCAAGGCUUUUGGUAAGCUUGACAUUGUCAUCAACAAUGCCGGUACCGAAGCCUUCGCCAAACCCGAGGAUGUCACCGAGGAGCUGUACGACCAGGUCUUUGGCCUCAACACACGUGCCCAGUUCUUCGUUGGCCAGCACGCUCUCAAGUACUUGAGCGAGGGUGGACGAAUCAUUUUCAUGUCUUCGAUCGCUGCUGGCAUGUCAGUCCCCAACCAUGCUUUGUAUGCCGGCUCCAAGUCUGCUGUCGAAGGUUUUACUCGCUCCUUCGCUGCCGAUGGUGGUCCCAAGCGAAUCACCGCCAACGCCAUUGCUCCUGGUGGCAUCAAGACUGACAUGUUCGCCCAAAAUGCCUGGCACUACGCCCCUGGUGCCACCAAGGACACCCCUCUGGAGUCCAUUGAGGCUGGUAUUGCCAAGCUGAUUCCUCUCGGACGUGUUGCUGUUCCCCAGGACAUUGCCAAGGUGGUCAUGUUCUUGUGCCACGACGAUAGCGAAUGGCUCAAUGGUCAAAUCAUUCGUCUCAGCGGUGGUGGUGCUGCUUAGAUCUUUCUCCGCAGUCUCCGCAGUCGAAUCAUUCAAAUACAUAGAAACUUUGGAAUCUUUUGGACUUGAUAGGCGACGACUCCUCUACAUCGACAAAAGUUCCUUUUUGUGGUCUGGCAGAUUUCGAUCCGGUGAGGCAGAGGCUUUGCCGGUCGAUGGCAGGGUAAGGAUCGUCCAAGGGGAUUUUUCGGUGACAAUACACUGAAAUCGGAGCAUGAGCUUAUUUCAAAACGCAAUAGAUAUUCAUCAUGAAAGUGACUAUAGAGAGGCCAACGGUGUGAUAGCUCUCGAUCGUCUUCUUCGCGUGUCUGGAUUUGUUUGCAUGCGCCUUGGAUUUGAUAUCGUGGAUAACUGAAACGCCGACGCCGUCCAGGCAUUCAUUGAAUACCUUCUCUUUUUGAA
Exophiala mesophila is the source of this 1478-nucleotide messenger RNA. RefSeq lists its product as uncharacterized. The record is from RefSeq and is a predicted model, not a curated record. NCBI's taxonomy places the organism in Eukaryota, Fungi, Ascomycota, Eurotiomycetes, Chaetothyriales, Herpotrichiellaceae. The coding region runs from base 282 to 1076 and encodes 264 amino acids. Gene Ontology annotation, molecular function: oxidoreductase activity. The transcript is spliced from 3 exons.